This is a messenger RNA of Cryptomeria japonica (Japanese cedar), 1658 nucleotides long. RefSeq names its product UDP-glycosyltransferase 83A1. Lineage: Eukaryota; Viridiplantae; Streptophyta; Pinopsida; Cupressales; Cupressaceae. Gene Ontology annotation, molecular function: UDP-glycosyltransferase activity. The transcript has 2 exons. Bases 99 to 1550 code for a protein of 483 amino acids. The record is from RefSeq and is a predicted model, not a curated record.
CAACUGUAAAAUCCAGAUGGGGACCGUUCAAUAAUUAGGUGUUUAAGUAAAGGGUUAUAUGCCAAGACUCAGUAAGAACAUCUGCUCAUUUGGAAAAGAUGAGUGCCAGUAAUUGCAAAGACAAGAUACCCCAUGCCCUUCUCAUUCCAUUUCCUGCACAGGGUCACAUAAAUCCCAUGGUGCACCUCGCACGGAAGCUUGCCUCUGAUGGAUUCCUCAUCACCUUCCUCAACACCGAAGUCAGUCAUCAAAGAAUGAUCAAAGCCAACAAGGAUACAGACAUGCAUCAUAAAAGCGAAAGGAUCAGAAUGAUUUUUGUUCCUGGAGGACAGCUUCCCAACGUAUGCGGUGGGAAGUACCUAAUCGAGGACAUCGAAAUUUUUUUUAGGGAGGUUGAAAAUUGCCUAGGGCCUUCUGUAAUUGACAAAGUUGUUCGGGACAUAAACGACAAAAAUGAAGAGCAGAAUGUCACUUGCAUAAUAGCAGAUAUCUGGACGUGCUUUGGCCUGCACACAGUGGCCAAACGCCAUCGUAUUUCGCUGGCGGCUUUCCAAACGUCGCUGCUUUCCACCUUUGCCAUCCGCUACUUCAGUUCUAAGCUCGUCUCCCUUGGGCUGCUUCCUUCCGAUGGUAUUCCAAAGGAGGAUACGAUUCAAAAGUAUCUUCCCUCUAUGCCGCCGCUGCACUCUGCUCAUCUCCCAUGGUUGUACGGAGGAGAAUACUUGUUUCAGCACGGGAUUCGCAUGGGAAAAGAAAUGGCUAAUAUCGAAUGGAUCUUGUUCAACACGUCUUACGAGCUAGAGCCUGGUGUAGCUGAUGAUUUGUCCAACGAAGUGGGUGUGUAUCCUAUUGGUCCAUUGAUUUCUCCUGAGUUUCUGGACGGUGACAGAAACAUGUCGACCAUGGCUACCCCAAGCUUUUGGGAAAAUGACAUGGAAUGUUUGGAGUGGUUAGAAAAACAGCGUAAGCAAUCUGUGAUCUAUGUAUCUUUUGGGAGUGUAGCUAUGUUGAAUAACCGGCAAGUGGAAGAGCUUGCUCUGGGGUUGGAGGCUACGCAGAGACCAUUUCUUUGGGUUGUACGCUCGGAUCUAACAGAUGGAGGUACUGCCGUUCUGCCUGCGGGGUUCUCGGAUCGGAUUAGAGAUAGAGGGUGCAUAGUGUCUUGGGCUCCACAGUUAGGGGUUUUGUCCCAUCCUUCCAUAGCUUGUUUUGUGACCCACUGUGGAUGGAACUCUGUACAGGAGAGCAUCACAAUGGGAGUUCCGAUGCUCUGUUGGCCUUAUUUCGCUGACCAGUUCAUUAACAGCACAUAUGUUGUAGAUGUUUGGAAGGUGGGGUUGCGUUUGAAAGCCAAUAACGAUGGGUUAACAGAGAAAGUGGAGUUCAGAAGAGCGAUCGAAAGAUUAGUGGCUACGGAAGAAGGCAUGGCAAUCAGGGAAGAAACGAAAAAAUGGAACGGUAUAGCAAAGAAUACGGUGAAAGAAGGUGGGUUAUCUUUUACUAAAUAUACCCUAUUCGUCAAUGCAAUGAUGAAAUUUGUGAAAAGCUAAACUAGCACUUGCAUUCUAAGAGGUGCAAUGAUUAUGUCCAUAGUAAUUUUGGUAAUAAUAUAUUGGAGGGCCAAAAAAAUUGGGAGAAUGUAUGGUGAUUAAAUUAAA